Ctenocephalides felis (cat flea) is the source of this 2733-nucleotide messenger RNA. RefSeq lists its product as uncharacterized. The transcript has a single exon. NCBI's taxonomy places the organism in Eukaryota, Metazoa, Arthropoda, Insecta, Siphonaptera, Pulicidae. The coding region runs from base 1 to 2733 and encodes 910 amino acids. Gene Ontology annotation, molecular function: nucleic acid binding. Gene Ontology annotation, biological process: DNA integration. The record is from RefSeq and is a predicted model, not a curated record.
AUGUUUCGACAAAUUCGCGUCAAUGAAGAACAUCAAAAUUUGCAACGAAUUUUAUGGCGUGAAAAUAUUCAUGACAAAAUUAAAUGUUUUAAUUUAUCUACAGUUACUUAUGGAACUGCUUGUGCGCCAUAUUUGGCUAUUCGUUGUCUGAAUCAACUCGUAUUAGAUGAGGGAGAGAGCUUUCCUUUAGCUUCACGCGCUGUCCAACACGAUUGCUACGUGGAUGAUAUUAUUUCGGGUGCAAAUUCAUUAGAAGAGGCAAUAAAGUUAAAGGAGGAACUAAUACAACUUUUUAAUCGUGGCAAUUUUCAAUUGCAUAAAUGGACUGCUAACAACAGUAGCAUUAUUGAUUCCGUUCCCUUACAAAAUCUCGAAACGAAUGCGUUCAAUUUAACCGAUAAUAAAAAUAUAAUUAAGGCUUUGGGUUUACUGUGGGACCCCAAGAAAGAUGUAUUUCAAAUCUCUUCAAAUGCUUCAAUUCCAUCAUCACAAAGAACAAAGCGCGCCAUUUUAUCAUCUAUUGCCAAAAUUUUCGACCCUCUUGGCCUUAUUUCGCCUUGUGUAGUUUUAGCUAAAUUAAUAAUGCAAGAUAUAUGGCAGCUAAAAACCGAUUGGGAUGAAGUUGUUGAUAGCACUAUUAUGAACCGUUGGCUCGAUUUUGAAAAUAAUAUAAUACACAUACAAAAUAUAAUCAUUCCGCGUCCGUUAUUUGAAUUAGACAAAAUUGAUCGGAUUGAAAUUCGUGGUUUUUGCGAUGCCUCCAUGAAAGCUUACGGAGCUUGUUUAUACAUUAAAACUAAUUAUCAUAAUAGGAAGCCUACAGUACGCUUAUUAUGCUCAAAAUCUAGAGUGGCUCCGCUUAAAUCGAUAACCUUACCUCGGCUUGAACUCUGCGCUGCACUAUUGUUAACAAGAUUAUACAAAAAUACCGUUAAGUCUUUGAAUUUCAAAGUAGAUAAUAAUUAUUUUUGGAGUAAUUCAAGUAUUACCUUGUGUUGGAUCAUCACGCGGCCAGAAAAAUUAAAACAGUUUGUAGGAAACAGAGUAGCGGAAAUACAAACUCUUAAUAAUAUAAUAUGGCGACAUGUACCGACAACGGACAAUCCGGCCGAUUUCAUUUCGCGCGGUAUUUACGGUCAUAAGUUAAUAAACAUGGACUUGUGGUGGUAUGGUCUAGCAUGGCUUAAAUUUGAAACUGACUCCUGGCCGUCAAUUUUUAAAGUAACGGAUAAUAUCAAUUUUGAAGUUCCCGAACAAACAAUUCAAAGAAAAAUAAAUACUUGUGCACAGAGGAUGGACGACAUGUUCCUACGAUUUUCUUGUUUUAAUAAACUCCAACGCGUAAUGGCUUAUUGUAUUAGGUUUAUUAAAAACUGCAAGAAUACGACUGUCGGACCGCUGACAGUAACCGAAUUACAAGAAUCAUUACACCAUAUUGUUAAAAUCGUUCAAAAACAAAAUUUUGAACACAUUCUCAAAUAUUUGAACAGCGGGUCUGCUUUUUUAGGAUUAAAUCUAGAUCUAGAGUCUAUUACGCGUUGGGGUCGAAUACAAAUGGCAAACAUAGAAUAUGAACAAAAGUUUCCAUUGUUAUUACCAGCCGAUAAUCAUUUAACAAAUUUAAUUUUAAAACGAGAACAUGUCUGUUUUUUGCAUGUCGGUCCACAGACCGUGUUUUGGCCAAUCAAAGGUAGAAUCGCAAUAAAACGUAUAAUCAAAAAUUGUGUGCGCUGCUUUCGUUUUAAUUCUACUAGUUCUCAGCAGAUAAUGGGAAAUCUAACAAUUGAACGAGUAACCAUAGCUCGUCCUUUUUUAAAUGCCGGAGUAGACUAUGCAGGCCCAAUCAAUUUGCGUACAAGUCGGCUACGAAAAGCACCGCAAAUGAAGGGCUACAUAGCACUUUUUAUUUGUUUUAGUACAAAAGCCAUACAUCUGGAACUAGUUACCAGUUUGACAACCGACGCAUUUAUAGCUGCUUUGAAACGUUUUAUCUCGCGCAGAGGCAAAUGCAGUAAAAAUUUUUCUGACACUGGUACAAAUUUCAUAGGCGCUAGGCACGAGUUACAUAAACUGUAUAAUUUGUUUAAAAAUGAGCAUAGCAGAAACGAGGUGAUUAACGAGGCUGCCGUAGAGGGCAUUGAGUGGAAAUUUAAUCCACCCAACGCACCACACUUUGGUGGUUUGUGGGAAAGCGCGGUAAAAUUAAUUAAGCAUCAUUUGCGAAAAGUAGUGGGAGAAACUUGUCUAACUUACGAAGAAUUUUCCACGGUUUUAACCCAAAUAGAAGCAAUAGUUAAUUCAAGGCCAAUUACAAGUGUUUUUGAUGAUAGUAAUGAACCCACGUUUUUAAGUCCCGGACAUUUUUUGAUAGGUGAAGCACUUACCGCAUUUCCGGAACCCAGCUUAAUCGACGUGACGUUAAGUAGAUUAUCACUUUGGCAACAACUUAAUCAAUUAAAAGAUAAAUUUUGGAAACGUUGGUCCAUAGAGUAUCUCGGUCAGCUUCAGAGUCGUUACAAAUGGAAAACUUCCUCAAAAAAUUUCAAAAUAGACGACAUAGUUCUUUUAAAGGAAGAUAAUUUACCUCCAUUAAGCUGGUUACCGGGUCGCGUUAUAGGCAUUGCAAUCCGCAAAGUUAAAAAUGUGAGAGUAGCUACAGUAAAAGCAAAAAAUGGCAUAUUUAUAAGGCCAAUUGUUAAAUUGUGCCCCUUACCGGUAGGAGAUGUAGAAUAG